AUGCAGAAUGGCAACCUUGAACUUGUCGUCGUCUGGAAUGCAGAGUCUCUUAGAUUUAUUGUCGCUGCUCAAGUAGAUGAGUCCGUUGAUUUUCACAAAUCUUUUGUCCUGUCGAUCGCCUCGGAAGACGUCUCUGAUAAAGCUGUCCUUCUCGUAGGCUUCUUUAAUCGUCUUGUCUUUUAUGUGCGCAGUGAUGAUCGUGUCCGAGUAUUCAAAGCUGAUCACGUUGUUCUGCAUGACGGGAAACCUUUUGAUCACGAAUUGGAGUAG
Molecule: messenger RNA, 270 nt
Organism: Plasmopara halstedii
Lineage: Eukaryota; Oomycota; Peronosporomycetes; Peronosporales; Peronosporaceae
Exons: 2
Coding region: 1-270 (89 amino acids)
Source: RefSeq, a predicted model, not a curated record